AUGCAGAACAGGGGUAGUCUAAUCCUCUGUUCCCUCUCCCUCCUCGCAGGCUUUCUGAUGAUCUGCUUGGGGGGCUACUUCAUCUCCAACUCUGUCAUCCACUCUCAGAGGAAUCUGGUCAUGGCCUAUGUGCUUCUGCCUAUGGGGUUUGCGAUCCUCCUGAGUGGAAUUUUCUGGGCCACUUACCGCCAAGCAAAUGAAAACAAAGAGAUGUUCAACCGAGUGCUGAGACAGCACCUUGCAUCCCAGGACCUGCCCCUGGCCACAGUCGACAGGCCCGACUUUUAUCCCCCGACUUAUGAAGAAAGCCUGGAUGCUGAGAAACAGGCCUGCCCUGCAGGCAGAGGCCUCCUGGGAUUUCCUCCUCCUCUGUAUUCAGCAACAAACCUGGACCUUGAAGAUGAGGAUGACCCGCGACCUGAGGCCCCACCACCUUACCAGGAGUGUAUGGCAGAUGCAAUAGUGCCAGCAAAGGCACAGGAUGCUGAGGGACCAAGCACAGUGCCAAGGGCAGGGCCUGCUCUCCAGCCCUCUGAACUCACCAGCUGCUGA
Microtus ochrogaster (prairie vole) is the source of this 552-nucleotide messenger RNA. It is a transcript of the gene Tmem252, whose product is annotated as transmembrane protein 252. NCBI's taxonomy places the organism in Eukaryota, Metazoa, Chordata, Mammalia, Rodentia, Cricetidae. The record is from RefSeq and is a predicted model, not a curated record.